Camelina sativa (false flax) is the source of this 756-nucleotide messenger RNA. RefSeq lists its product as uncharacterized. The record is from RefSeq and is a predicted model, not a curated record. Lineage: Eukaryota; Viridiplantae; Streptophyta; Magnoliopsida; Brassicales; Brassicaceae.
AUGAUCAACAGUUUGGGUCCUUUUGGAAGCGCAUUGGUGACUAUUAUGCAACAAGUGAUCAUGGAAGUGAGUAAGUUUGGUGGAGCUUAUGCAGAGGCAAAGGGUGAGAAAGCUAGUGGCAUGAAUGAUUUGGAUAUUCUGCAGAAUGCUCACCAACUCUACACUAAGCUGUACAAGAGGAAGUUUGGUUUGGAGUAUGCUUGGAAUGUGAUUCGCUUUGAACAGAAAUGGAUUAAUUUGGAGCCUAUGAACCCCACUCCAAAGACAACCAGCUCUAACAAAAGAAAAGCCGAUGAUGCUGCACCAUCUUCAGGGUCUAUUGUGGGUGAGCACGAGAGCAGGCCUGCUGGCAUAAAGGCAAUGAAAAAAUCAAGGAACAAAGGUAAAGAGAAGGCUGCACCAUCACAAGAAUUUGAAGAAGUUCCAUAUUUUAAGCCAAAAAGGGAUGCAACCUUCCGGAAUGGUCUAUCACCGCUACAACAAUGUACUGCAGCAAUUCGACUAUUAGCAUAUAGGACUGGGUCGGACUCAGUUGACGAAUAUAUACGUCUUGCUGAAUGUACUGCUCGUAAAUGUUUGGAACAUUUCGUCGUCGGAAUAGUUGACUUGUUUGGCACUGAAUCCCUACGCCGACCAACACCAGAGGAUCUUCAAAGGCUACUCUUUUAUGGAGAACAGAGGGGUUUUCCCGGGAUGGUUGGAAGCAUCGAUUGUAUGCACUGGAAGUGGAAAAAUUGCCCAACCGCUUGGAAAUGA